UGCUAUUUCCACCGUCAGCCAUCGGCCAGGUGCUUUUUGAGCCUUUGGGAAGUAAUGUAGGCACGAGGGGUAGACUUGCUCAAAACCACCCUACCUCAACAGAGGCCCUGACUGAUUCUUUGAUAUCACAGUGUAAGAUAUGAACCAUUUCAGCCUCAGCCCGAUGUCUGCCCCUGACCUUGAUAUACGCUCUGCAGCAGAAGUAUACUCUACAUUACCCGCAGUCGAAGCUGUUGGAUCACAUUGAUUCUUCUAUGGCCCUUUCAAUCAACGUCUCUUAUGAUGAAGAACAACCAUUCACACCUGGAUCUCUGGUUCCGGGCGUUAUCAGGUUCACAGCUUACGAAGACUGGGUCGUUGAAUCCCUGACUGUCAACUUCAAAGGCCUUGCCAAAGUCUUUCUAAACCAAUACUAUGGUGAUCUGGUGGGAUCCAGAACAGAUUAUACUUCUCAGAGUUACCUCUUCAGUCGGCAUUUGAAUCUACACAGUGGUGAAUGUGUACAACGUAAGGGGACCUACGACUGGCCCUUCGCUUUUCGAAUUCCACUGUUUGCAGCUCCUCGAGCCGUGCCGCCAGGAUCGAGAGACUCAUUCUAUCCACAGGAACCAUGGAAAGGUGAUAUGGCACUAGUUGCCCAUCCUCUGCCCCCGAGUAUGAGAAGGACUGGCAAAUUUGUUUGUACUGUACAAUAUGGCCUUGAAGCAGCAAUCCUGCAUCGGUCUCCCGCUACCAAUGGCUCAAAGAGCAAGUGCGAGAAAAUGCAAGCAACUCGGUCGAUAACUGUUCAGAGCCUCGAUAUGGGUUCCUGCAGAGAUCCUGGGAAUGACUGGCCAUACACCAUUCAGCGCUAUACAAUGCUCUGCGACCUUGCAGACGCUUCACGCGGGCCGGUUCGCCGCCUGCUUUCGAUUUUUCCCAGAGAUGGUGGACACCGUCGAUCCGAGGCAAAACUUUGCUUUUCAGUCUUGUUGCCGAAGAAGCUCGAAAUCAAAGCACAGCAAGCACUAUCCGUCCCGGUCUCCUGUACAAUGGACCGUACUACAUCGACCCAAGAGUUGGGGCCGUCUAGAGUGGGAGAAUAUGGAGACCUCGCGGUGAGUUCCUUCAAGAUCUCACUGGUGCAGCGCAUGCAAGUGCGAGCAGGAUCGCACACGGACUCGUCAGUCAAACGCAUUUUUACUCGGAAAGGGUGUUGCAAAGUGCCUAUAUCAGUGAAGUCAUCAGCAUCUCAGAAGGAGACAAAUACUCUGGCCUCAACUGUCAACCUAUGCGAUACGACAGACCUGUCUGUUCCGGCUGAACUGCUGGCUGCUGAUUUCUCAACUUACAAUAUUGCUCGAUCCCACAGCCUUGAUGUAUUCUUUUGCAUAAAGCACCAAUGGAAGAAGCACAGGUUUGCUCUGCGGGACGUCCCUAUUCGAGUUGUACCAGAGUCUGGAAGACAGCUUGAGAUGCGCCUGAGUGAAGGCUUGGAGGAAGAUGAUGAACAAGGUUGCCACCUAGCCGGGAUUCAGUGGCAAGACUAUCAGUUGUAUACCAGCGGAACACGGAGUUAUGGGGGGGAUUCCUUUCAAGCUAUUGUUGAAGACUAUGAUGGCAAUGACGACUUGGCUCCUGAGACCCCACCACCUACAUACAGCCCAUAGUCCCUAUUCCAAAAUGAAUUAUAGGUAUCAUUCUUCUAGCGGUCGUCAUGAACAGCAGGGGAGGCGGUGAUAGGGGCGCCAUACGCAAUACCAACUUGGAACAAUGUAAUAUUCUCAAGUCUUCAUUG
Messenger RNA from Exophiala dermatitidis NIH/UT8656, 1777 nucleotides. RefSeq lists its product as uncharacterized. Lineage: Eukaryota; Fungi; Ascomycota; Eurotiomycetes; Chaetothyriales; Herpotrichiellaceae. The coding region runs from base 255 to 1649 and encodes 464 amino acids. The record is from RefSeq and is a predicted model, not a curated record. The transcript has a single exon.